Molecule: messenger RNA, 328 nt
Organism: Myotis myotis
Lineage: Eukaryota; Metazoa; Chordata; Mammalia; Chiroptera; Vespertilionidae
Gene: FAM240C
Product: family with sequence similarity 240 member C
Exons: 2
Coding region: 1-249 (82 amino acids)
Source: RefSeq, a predicted model, not a curated record
AUGAGUAAAAGCUACACUUCAAAGCACCCAGGACGGGUGGUCUCCGACGCAGAGGAGCUGAAGGUGUUCUGGGAGAAGAAAAUCCAGCAUCACGCACGGCAGCUGCAGAGAGAGGGCGAGCGGAUCCGCAGGAGCGCCCUGGACAGGCUCCGUGGAGAAUGGGCUCAGAAGCUGGAGUUGAGGCACAGGGCGCUGCAGGCUCCCCUGGAGGCCGCCCCGCGGGCCUCCGGAGACAAGACGGCAGCCUGAGUCCUGCGUGGAACGGAGGCACACAGCCAGUCACGUGAGUUCCCCCGAGAAGGGACCCCCGUGAGGGGCUGUGUGUGGG